UAUAGAUUGUGUACUAAUUGAAAGAAUGUGUAAUAAUUACGGGUUUUAGAAAUAAGCAAAUACCGAGCACGGGCAAGCGAUGUCAAAUGGUAAAAGAAUAGUCAUACCGUUGAAAUGAACGCAAAAUGGCCACUAUUAGUCCAUAAGCACGCAAUGCUAGAUCUUGACAAUCAAGUGUAUGUCCUUGAUUUUUUUCACACCACUUAUUCAUUUAUGUAGUAACCUUCAGUCAAGUCAGUUAUCUACCAAAAUUUGAAAGCGGUGGAUGUCGGUUACGAUGAGUAGCGUUUCGGGAAUAUUAAUCUUAGCGUUGUUAAUCAAUGGUGCCUUUAGCGCUAGAAUCUUGGGAGUAUUUCAUGGGUUCGCUUACAGCCACCAACAAGUCGGAAAUAAAAUUCUUUACGAACUCGCCGCGCGAGGUCAUCAGGUUACCGCAAUCGUACCGGCACCGUUUGCCUCAAAGACGCCGAUUAAAAAUUAUACACCAGUAAAAAUUGAGUUGCCCGAUUUUGCAAAAGAUAAAGAGUUGGAUUUAUAUAAGGAAUCUGAAAGGGGAAUCUUAAGCAAAGUGAUAUUUAUGGAUGUGAUGGGAGCCAUUUUUAGUGAAAUGGUUUUUAACCAAACCACCGUGCAAGAGCUUUUAAAGUCAAACGAACAGUUUGAUAUGGUUAUAAUGGAACAAUUUAUUAAUGAGGCGUUUAAAGGGUUUUGUUACCAUUACAAAGCGCACUGUGUUGUUGUUAGCACAGUGGGUACUUCUAGAUGGACCGAUUUUCAAAUGGGCAACCCCAUCAAUCCUGCAUACAUGCCCGAUCUAUAUUUAAGUUACUCGAGCAAUAUGAAUUUUUGUCAACGACUAGUUAAUUCCAUUACCUUUCUUCUGGCAACUUUAAACUUUUUCCUAUUGACGUUGCCUAAGCAUAAUGAAAUAAUGCAGAGGUAUAUACCGGGGACGCCACAUCUCAAUGAAUUGUAUUAUAAUACCUCCCUCAUGCUCCUAAAUUCUCACACCAGCAUUAAUUCCCCGGUACCGUUGGUUCCAAAUAUGAUCGAAAUUGGAGGUUUCCACGUGAACCCACCAAAACCGUUAUCUAAAGAUUUGCAAGAUUACCUAGACGAAGCCAAAGAUGGUGCGAUUUAUUUCAGUAUGGGUUCGAAUUUGCAGGGAAAAGAUAUGAACAAAGAAGUGCGUGACGCUAUCUUAAAAGUUUUCUCAAAGUUGAAGCACAAAGUACUAUGGAAAUGGGAGGCAGACGUUCUUCCCAACCAGCCCAAAAAUGUUCGCUUGGGAAAAUGGUUUCCCCAACAAGAUAUACUGGCACAUCCCAAUAUAAAACUUUUCAUAACGCACGGCGGUUAUUUAAGCACAACCGAGGCAAUUUAUCAUGGGGUACCGAUAGUUGGUAUACCCGUCUUUGGGGAUCAAGAAAUGAACGUUGCCACAGCGGAAAUUGCUGGAUACGGGAAAGGUGUCGGUUACAAAUAUUUAACGGAAGAAUCGUUUGGGAAAGCUGUAAGUGAGGUGUUAAAUAACCCCAAGUACAUGGAAAAUGCAAAGCGGAGGUCGAAAAUACUGCACGAUCAGCCGAUGAAGCCGUUGGAUAAAGCGAUGUAUUGGAUCGAGUAUGUUUUGCGACAUAAUGGUGCGCCUCACCUACGCACGGCCGCCUUAGACUUGCGUUGGUUCCAAGUGCUCUGCUUAGAUGUAAUCUUAUUUGCAGUGUUUACGGUAUUUGCAGUAAUUUUUGCUGUCUAUAAGGCAAUUAGUAUUGCAUGUCGAAGGCGGCCUAGUAAGUCGAAGUUGAAGAGUCAAGCAAAAAAGAAAAAUUAAGUUGGUGUCGAGACAGAGAUCAGUUAAUUGUAGUCGUAUUCCUGUUAGACUUUUGUUUUAUGACGGGCGAUCAAAAAUGAGUUGCUGUCAAGUCUCCAUUGGAAGUUCAAGUUCCCAUGUAAAGAAACAUUCCAAAGGUGACUCGACACCAACUAAUUUUUGAUCGCAUGGUACAAGUUAAUUGCAAAUCAUACACAAGCCAUUUAUUUGCAUAUUUUCUUGUACCUAGGAAUACCUACUAAGUUAUGAAACAUGGUUCCCACAUUUUUUUAUAGGUAGGUAUCUAUACUUAAUGAAAUAAAGAAUGAUAUUGUUUUCUCA
Molecule: messenger RNA, 2152 nt
Organism: Photinus pyralis (common eastern firefly)
Lineage: Eukaryota; Metazoa; Arthropoda; Insecta; Coleoptera; Lampyridae
Product: UDP-glucuronosyltransferase 2C1-like
Exons: 3
Coding region: 266-1831 (521 amino acids)
Molecular function (GO): UDP-glycosyltransferase activity
Source: RefSeq, a predicted model, not a curated record